Diospyros lotus (date-plum) is the source of this 3676-nucleotide messenger RNA. Its product is annotated as pentatricopeptide repeat-containing protein At4g30825, chloroplastic. The record is from RefSeq and is a predicted model, not a curated record. The coding region runs from base 343 to 3153 and encodes 936 amino acids. Lineage: Eukaryota; Viridiplantae; Streptophyta; Magnoliopsida; Ericales; Ebenaceae. The transcript is spliced from 2 exons. Gene Ontology annotation, molecular function: protein binding.
AAUUUUCCACUUUUGUUUUUUAGAAUUGAAAAGCAUAAACAAGUCUUCAGAAGCUUGGUUGAGUAGAUAGUGAGAGAAUAUAGAGGACGGUCCAGUUAACGGUCAUGUUUCGUCCACUAAUUUUAACGUCCAUUAUCUCAACGGACUCCCAAUUUCCUUCUGGUAUGUCGCCCAAAACUCUCUUCUCAGAAAUUCGAUUUCGAUCAAACUGAGUUGCAAGAAAUUCAUUUCCCCUGAUCAAAUAUUGUGUUGGGUCUGAAUUUUUAUAUUUAUUUUGCCCUGGAUUUCGUCGAGUUCCAAUGAAUUGACGCAAGAAAGUUGCAUUCUUGGCCACUCCACCUCAUGGCCUCUUUCAAUUUCUCCAUUUCAUUGGAGCCCAAGAACGUUGGCUCCACAUUUGGCUCUUCCCAGUUGCUGGGUCAGCGUUCAAUCUCUGCUUUUGUGGGUAAUUUGCAUAUAACUGGCGUUUAUCUCGACAGCCCUUUAGGCAAGCUCAAGAAAACUAGGGUUUCCCGGUUAGAUACCGCGUUUUUGGAGAUUCCAGGCUCAAAAGAAGCUGAAAAUCCUGUUGGUUGUGCAAAUAAGAAUUUGGGCAAUGAGGGUUUGGUUUUGGAAGACCUGAAUUUGGCUAAGGAGUUUAGGAGGGGCAGGAGAAAUGUGUGGAGAAGGUUUAGGGGUGUGAAGAGAGUGAUUAGAGAUGUGAAUUUGGAGCUCUCUUCUAGAGGGAAUCGUAGCGUGAGGGAACAAGAAAGUGAACCCAUGUUUGUAAGUGAGAAAGGCAGUUUGGAUUUUUUUGCCUUUGAUGAAAAUGUGUCUGAUGCUGAUAUUGAUGUUAUUGCAGAUGACUUGAGUUUGGAGCGUUGCAACCUUGUUUUGAAACAGCUAGAGAAGUGUAGUGAUAGCAAAGCCGAAAAGUUUUUCGGGUGGAUGAGAAGUAAGGGAAAGUUGAAGCAGAAUGUAACUGCUUAUAACUUGGCUCUUCGAAUUGUUGGUAGGAAAGAGGACUGGGAUCUGGCAGAGGCAAUGAUUCGAGAAAUGACUAGUGACUCAGUUUGCGAACUGAAUUUUCAGGUUUUUAACACACUUAUUUAUGCUUGUGCUAAAAGGGGGCAUGUGGGUGUUUGUGGAAAGUGGUUUCAUAUGAUGUUGGAGAAUGGGGUUCGGCCUAAUGAGGCUACUUUUGGCAUGCUCAUGAGUCUUUAUCAGAAGGGUUGGAAUGUUGAGGAGGCAGAGUUUGCAUUUUCUCAAAUGAGGAGUUUUGGACUUAGAUGUCAGUCUGCGUACUCAGCAAUGAUCACAAUCUAUACCCGUUUGGGGUUAUAUGAUAAAGCGGAGAAAGUUAUUAGCUUCCUGGGAGAGGAUGAAGUAAUCUUGAAUAAAGAGAAUUGGUUGGUACUACUCAAUGCAUAUAGUCAGCAAGGCAAAAUGGAGGAUGCUGAGCUGGUGUUGGUUUCGAUGCAGGAAGCUGGGUUUUCGCCGAAUGUAAUAGCUUACAAUACAUUGAUCACCGGAUAUGGCAAGAUAUCAAAAAUGGAGGCUGCAAACCACCUAUUCCAGAAGAUGAGUAGCAUUCAACUAGAGCCUGAUGAAGCAACUUACAGGUCCAUGGUUGAAGGGUGGGGUCGAGUCAACAAUUACAGGGAGGCAUGGAGGUAUUACAAGGAACUCAAACGGGCAGGAUUUAAACCCAACUCAUCCAACCUCUACACCAUGAUCAAUCUACAAGCUAAGCAUGGGGAUGAAAAGGGUGCCAUUAUGACACUAGAAGAUAUGAUGAGGAUGGGUUGCCCUCAUGCUUCAGUCCUUGGUAUUCUUUUGCAAGCCUAUGAGAGAGCUGAAAGGCUUGAUAAAGUGCCUCUGGUUCUGAGAGGUCCCUUUUAUGAACGUGUUCUGAAUAACCAGACAUCAUGCUCUAUUCUGGUCGUGACUUAUGUAAAACACUGCAUGGCGGAUGAUGCAAUAGAAGUUCUACAAGAAAAGAAGUGGAAAGAUCGGGAUUUUGAGGAUAACUUAUACCAUCUUUUGAUUUGCUCAUGCAAGGACUUGGGUUGUCUCGAAGAUGCUGUCAAGAUAUACUCACAUAUGCCAAAAUCCGACGACAAGCCUAACUUGCACAUUGUGUGCACAAUGAUAGACAUUUAUAGUGCCAUGAAUCUGUUCAGAGAAGCCGAGGACCUUUAUCUGAAGUUAAAAUCCUCGGAUAUAGCAAUGGACAUGAUUGCAUUUAGCAUUGUAGUAAGAAUGUUUGUUAAAGCUGGGAAUUUGCAAGCUGCCUGCUCUGUUUUAGAUGCGAUGGGUAAGCAAAAGAACAUUGCUCCAGACGUCUAUCUUCUCCGAGAUAUGCUCCGCGUUUAUCAAGAAUGUAGCAUGCUGGAUAAGUUGGAAGAGAUCUAUUACAAAAUCUCUAAGACCGGAAUCACUUGGGAUCAGGAAAUGUACAAUUGCGUCAUAAACUGCUGCGCCCGUGCAUUGCCAGUCGAUGAGCUGUCAAGGCUGUUUGAUGAGAUGCUUCAGCGUGGUUUUGCACCUAAUACCAUUACCUUCAAUGUUAUGCUCCACGUUUAUGGAAAAUCCAGGCUCUUUAGAAAGGCUAGGAAGGUGUUCUGGCUGGCCAGAAAACAAGGCUUGGUUGAUGUCAUCUCUUAUAAUACUCUUAUUGCAGCAUACGGGCGAGACAAGAACUUAACGAACAUGUCAUCAACAGUCAGAAGUAUGCAAUUUGAUGGAUUUUCAGUUUCUCUUGAAGCCUAUAAUUGUAUGUUGGAUGCCUAUGGGAAAGCAGGCCAGAUGGAGAAUUUUAGAAGAGUUGUGCAGAGAAUGAGAGAAUCAGGUUCAGGUUCUGAUCACUAUACCUACAAUACUAUGAUCAAUAUAUAUGGAGAGAAAGGAUGGAUUGAGGAAGUUGCUAGCGUUCUAAUGGAACUGAAAGAAUCCGGUCUUGGACCUGAUCUGUGUGGCUAUAACACGCUGAUAAAGGCGUAUGGAGUAGCGGGAAUGGUUGAAGAGGCUGUGGCUUUGGUGAAGGAAAUGAGAGAAAAUGGGAUCGUACCCAACAGAGUAACCUACAUUAACCUGAUCACAGCGCUGCGAAAGAACGAUAAGUUUUUAGAGGCUGUUAAGUGGUCCUUGUGGAUGAAACAGAUGGGUUUAUGAUGUUCAUCAAACUAAUUUAUAUGUAUAGUUGCCUUCACUCAACAACAGACUUCACUUGGACUGGACAUCUACAAAUGCAGAAUUGGUUCUGGGGGCCUUCAGUAUCCUCGCUUCUAAAAGAUGGUUUCUAUUGGAUUUGCCUGAAUAGUGAUUGUGAAGGUUUUUGUCGGAUACUUGCUCUAUUGAUCACAAUAAACAUCAGUUGUCCCAAGUCUGAUACCCAGAUUCCUCUCAUGAAGCCUUGUAAAUUGAGUCUCACAUUAUCCAAAUUACCAAAUGGUAAUUCCCUCCUUUUACUACAUCUGGCUGCCCAAAGCUAGCCCUGGUUUUUAUUUUUUUAUUUUUUACUUUGUCCCCUAGAACAAGGGGUUAAGUGUCUUGAGACUCUCAUGUGCAGAAUGAGUCUUGCCCAAUUUGACACCGUUGCUCAUUCCACACACGAGCCAUUUAAGUUAGUAUUAAUAACUCUCGACAACUCAUUAGUGAUGGCAUUAUUAGCUUAUAAAAUUCUUAAACCCAGCUG